UUAAAUUUUAUGAAAAAAAAUUGGGCCUUUUUGAAGAGGUUCAACAUGGCAGGAGAUCAGGCGCAGUUUUACCAAUUAUUAAAUACAUUAUUGUCUACAGAUAAUGAUAUCCGACAGCACGCAGAAGAUGCUUACAACAACAUACCAACAGAGACAAAGGUGGUACAUCUAGUGGGAGCCAUUCAGAAUGGAGACAUCGGUGAAGAAUCAAGGCAAACAGCAGCUGUGCUGCUGCGACGAUUGCUCAGUGCGGAAUUCUUUGAAUUUUUCCCUAAGUUACCUUUUGAUCAACAGACAAUGCUUAGGGAACAGUUGCUUAUUACACUUCAAAUGAAUGUUAGUCAGCAGUUACGAAGGAAGAUCUGUGAUGUAGUAUCUGAGCUUGCCAGAAAUCAUAUAGAUGAUGAUGGAGUCAACCAAUGGCCUGAGUUCCUACAAUUCAUGUUCCACUGCGCCAGUUCACAAAAUCCUGACAUUAAAGAGGCCGGGAUAAGGAUGUUCACGUCAGUGCCUGGAGUGUUUGGAAACAGACAAAAUGAAAAUUUAGAUGUUAUCAAACAAAUGCUGUUGUCAUCUCUCCAGCCAACUGAAACGGAAGCCCUGCGCAUGCAGGCUGUUAAAGCUGUUGGGGCAUUCAUUCUCUUGCAUGACAAGGAAUCUGCUAUACAAAAACACUUCAGUGACUUGUUGCUGCCACUUAUGCAAGUAGUGGUACAGUCUAUAGAAAAGACUGAUGAUGACUCCGCUCUUAAAGUUCUCAUUGAGCUGGCUGAAUCAUCUCCAAGGUUCCUGCGGCCACAGUUGGAGACAAUCUUUGAAGUUGGCAUAAAGGUAUGUGAAGUAAUAGGAUUCUGCCAUAUAUCUCUGCAUUAUGUAACAAUGUUAGAAACGGCGCCGGCGAUGGUGCGCAAGCAGGUGCCCGUCGCCAUCCGCAGACUGACGCCGCUCGUGCUCGGCAUGAUGUGCGAACUGGACGACGAGCCCGACUGGUCCGUGCAGGACGACGUCGCUGACGACGACAACGACUUGAACUAUGUGACGGCGGAAUCAGCACUUGACCGCAUGUGUUGUGGCCUAGGAGGAAAGAUAAUGUUGGGCUUGAUAGUUGGGCAAGUGCCUGAGAUGUUGAACUCUGAAGACUGGAGGAAGAGACACGCCGCCCUCAUGGCGGUCUCCUCGGCCGGCGAGGGAUGCCAUAAGCAAAUGGAACAGAUGCUGGACCAAGUUGUAUCUGCUGUUCUCACUUAUCUCACUGAUCCUCAUCCUCGAGUGCGCUAUGCCGCAUGUAAUGCGAUUGGACAAAUGUCUACUGACUUUGCUCCAAACUUCGAAAAGAAAUUCCAUAGCAAAGUUGUACCUGGUCUACUGUUAGUGCUGGACGAUAGUGAGAAUCCUCGUGUACAGGCUCAUGCUGCUGCGGCUUUGGUAAACUUCAGUGAAGAUUGUCCAAAACCAAUAUUGACACAAUAUCUGGGACCUUUGAUGGGCAAGCUUGAAAUUAUUUUGACCACCAAGUUUAAAGAGUUGGUGGAACGUGGUACAAAGCUUGUGUUGGAACAGAUAGUGACUACUAUCGCAUCUGUUGCUGACACUGUGGAGAGUGAUUUUGUGCAAUACUAUGACCGCUUGAUGCCCUGCCUCAAAUACAUCAUUGCCAAUGCAACUACUGAUGAAUUGAAGACACUGCGCGGAAAAACUAUUGAAUGUGUCAGCCUUAUCGGUCUGGCUGUGGGAGAAGAGAAAUUUAUGGCGGACGCGUCUGAAAUAAUGGAUCUUUUGCUAAAGACACACACCGAGGGCGAACAGCUGCCCCCUGAUGACCCGCAAACAUCGUUCCUCAUCUCCGCUUGGUCGCGAAUUUGUAGAAUUAUGGGCAAGAAGUUUGCACGUUACCUACCCAUGGUCAUGGAGCCUGUGCUUCGCACGGCUGCAAUGAAGCCUGAAGUGGCUCUACUUGACAACGACGAAAUCAAGAUCAUUGAAGGUGACCUCGACUGGCAUUUUGUCACUCUUGGAGAACAACAAAACUUUGGCAUCAAAACUGCAGGUCUUGAAGAUAAAGCAUCCGCAUGUGACAUGCUGGUGUGCUACGCUCGGGAAUUGAAGGAAGAGUUUGCAGACUAUGCUGAAGAAGUAGUGAAGCUAAUGGUGCCAAUGUUGAAAUUCUACUUCCACGACAACGUGCGCACGGCCGCCGCGGAGUCGCUGCCUUACCUGCUAGAGUGCGGGCGCACCCGCGGCCCGCAAUACCUACAGGGCAUGUGGGCCUACAUACUGCCAGAGCUCUUGAAAGCCAUAGAUUCAGAACCCGAACAGGAGGUGCAAGUCGAACUACUUAAUAGUUUAGCUAAGUGUAUUGAGCUGUUGGGAACUGGGUGCUUAUCGACAGAGACCAUGGAGGAAGUGCUUCGCAUCCUGAAUAAACUUCUCACGGAACAUUUCAAACGUGCUACCGAACGUCGCCAGAAACGAGCUGACGAAGAUUAUGAUGAGGUGGUGGAGGAGCAGCUCGCGGACGAGGACAACGAGGACGUGUACGGGCUGUCGCGCGUGGCGGACGUGCUGCACGCGCUCAUGUCCGCUUACCGCGAGAACUUCUUCCCGCACCUCGACUCGCUGUUGCCGCACCUCAUACAGCUGCUCGCGCCCGGACGCGCGUACUCAGACAGACAGUGGGCAAUUUGCAUCUUUGAUGACGUCAUCGAAUUUGGAGGACCGGCGUGCAUAAAAUACCAGGAUAUAUUCCUCGAGCCGAUGCUGAGCGCCGCCGGCCACUUCACCCCAAUAGUACACUUCCAUUCGUUAACCGCCUGUAGGACGCUGCUAUUUAUAUAAAUAUAUUCGAAACUAAUAAUGGCGUUUAACAUUGUUAUUUAUUAAUACAUUUGAAUUGUCUGUCCCUUAAUAGUAAACGAUUGGGAGAACUCCCGUAAACAGCAAAUACAUUUUCACUUCUAUCCCUAUGGUGGAUUGUUCUUCGAUCUCAUACUCAAUCAAAAAUCAGUUUGGGCUUAAAUUGCUGUGAUAUAUUUUGUACUGUUUUUUUGAGGUUUAAUCGUGUUAAAGCGUUGUAGACACCUCGUUGACGUUUAAUGUCGUUUUCCAAUCCAGUUUGGCCAAUUGUAAUGUGGAUGGUCCAAUUCUUAUCAUUUAUAUUUAGUCAAAUAGAUAAAGUAAUAGAUUAAACGAUAGGGCUAGGUGCUGGGGUUCAUAAUUUGGAAUUGAUAAUAUACUUGCUCAUCUCCUUAAAGUUUAAUUGUUAAUAUUCUAGAAAUAUAUGAUACUCGUUACGCUUUUUAUAUAAAUGACACCAAACGAAGGAUUGGACCAUUUACAAAUGAACUUCACAGGUUUGCCAUAUUUCGGCUAUGUUGAGAACUUUGUGGCUGAUUCCCGCAUGGGCGAGACUCUGUUUUAAGAAAUAAUUUUAUUCAGUAAAUAUAUAUAAUAUUAUAUAUAUACAUUUCUUUGUUUAACUAAAAUAAAAGUUAUUGACA
Messenger RNA from Papilio polytes (common Mormon), 3497 nucleotides. RefSeq names its product importin-5 (gene Karybeta3). The record is from RefSeq and is a predicted model, not a curated record. Gene Ontology annotation, cellular component: cytoplasm; nucleus. Gene Ontology annotation, biological process: protein import into nucleus. Lineage: Eukaryota; Metazoa; Arthropoda; Insecta; Lepidoptera; Papilionidae. Gene Ontology annotation, molecular function: nuclear import signal receptor activity.